This is a messenger RNA of Cydia splendana, 1650 nucleotides long. It is a transcript of the gene flw, whose product is annotated as serine/threonine-protein phosphatase PP1-beta catalytic subunit. Lineage: Eukaryota; Metazoa; Arthropoda; Insecta; Lepidoptera; Tortricidae. The coding region runs from base 107 to 1081 and encodes 324 amino acids. The transcript has 7 exons. Gene Ontology annotation, molecular function: protein serine/threonine phosphatase activity. The record is from RefSeq and is a predicted model, not a curated record. Gene Ontology annotation, cellular component: cytoplasm; nucleus.
UGUGCUAUACCUUGGCCCAUUCUAAUUUGAUGAGUGUAAAAAUCACAAGUUUGCUCGCGGCGGUGGUUGUCGAAAGAUUUUGACGUAAAUUAUUCGUGUAGUAAAUAUGGCUGACGAACUCAAUGUUGACAGUCUAAUUCACAGGCUUUUAGAAGUUCGAGGAUGCAGGCCUGGGAAGACGGUGCAGAUGUCAGAGUCCGAGGUGCGUGGGCUGUGCACCAAGUCUCGGGAAAUAUUUCUGCAACAGCCAAUACUACUGGAAUUGGAGGCACCGCUAAAAAUUUGUGGUGAUAUCCAUGGCCAGUACACAGAUUUACUACGCCUGUUCGAAUACGGGGGCUUCCCGCCCGAGGCAAACUAUCUCUUCCUCGGCGACUACGUGGACCGCGGCAAGCAGUCGCUGGAAACCAUAUGCCUCCUGCUCGCGUACAAGAUCAAAUAUCCAGAGAAUUUCUUCCUUUUGCGAGGCAACCAUGAGUGCGCUAGUAUAAACCGCAUUUACGGUUUCUACGACGAGUGCAAACGUCGGUACAACAUAAAGCUAUGGAAGACGUUCACCGACUGCUUCAACUGCCUGCCCAUCGCGGCCAUUAUCGACGAGAAGAUAUUCUGUUGUCACGGGGGGCUGUCGCCGGAUCUGCAGGGCAUGGAGCAGAUCAGGAGGAUAAUGAGACCUACUGAUGUGCCUGAUACAGGUCUGCUUUGCGAUUUGCUGUGGUCAGAUCCAGACAAGGACGUGCAAGGAUGGGGUGAAAAUGAUCGCGGUGUCUCAUUCACAUUCGGCCCUGAUGUUGUCAGCAAAUUUCUCAAUAGACAUGACUUGGAUCUCAUUUGUCGAGCCCAUCAGGUAGUAGAAGAUGGCUACGAAUUCUUUGCGAAAAGGCAACUUGUCACGCUAUUUUCCGCCCCCAAUUACUGUGGCGAGUUUGACAAUGCCGGUGGCAUGAUGUCCGUUGACGAGACGCUCAUGUGCUCGUUCCAGAUAUUGAAACCAUCUGAGAAAAAGGCGAAAUAUCAAUACAAUGGUAUCAACAGUGGAAGGCCCGCCACGCCACAGCGGUCGCCGCCCAAAAAGAAAUAACUGACGUUUGGGAUCCAGUGUGCUGCACAGUGAGACGAAUGCUACAAAAUAACUGAUUAUAUCAUGUAUUAUAAUUAUUGUUUAGUGCGGUCACUGGACAGAGCCGAGUAUGUCAUGGAUUGUUAAAAUUAUUUAUCAAUUUGCUUGUGCCUUCUUAUUUUUAAUUUUUAUUAUUAAUGUGAGUGAUAUUAAUUUAUGAAUUUAGUUCUACAGAGAUUUCGUGGAAGAGCAAGCAUGAUCUAUUCGGCGAUGCCUCGUGACUUCUGCUUUUUCGAUCCCCAUUUUGACACAAGUUUUAAGAUCGGAUUGCCCCUUAUUGUGUUUGACAUGUUGGUGUCCUAGUUAAAUUGUUUUGUUGAUUUUGAAGAGUUUGAAGUGGCAAGUAAUUCUAAAGAUGCGGGCAUUGGACAAGAAAAUCGUAGUUACAUUUUCACGUUACAGUCAUGUUUAUUGAGUUGUAGUGGAUCGAAAGCACAUUCGCUUUGUUUAUUCUGUAACUAAUGUGCCUAUAAAUGUAAAGUAUAUUAUUAUAGGUCUCGUAUAAGUGACGAUAAUAGUUGUUUCGAAAA